GAGCAGAAGCUCAAGAUCCUGAUACAAAGAAACCGUUGUUCUGCCAACUAAGUAAUUAGUCCGAGUUAGCUGAAGCGUUGCAUGUGAAAGAAGGGGCAGUUAUAAAGCGUGUUGCUGUAGGGUCUAAGCAGCAUCCUGAAGGACCGAGUACACACAGGCCACACGGGCUGUAUUACAGAGCUCCACAGCACGCAGAGGAAACAUGGUCAGCCGUUUUGAACAUCCUGCUGGAGACUAUAAGAAGAUCUUUGAGACUGUGGAGGAGCUCAGUGAACCGCUUCCAGCAACAGUCACUGGGCGAAUCCCGUCGUUUAUAAGAGGAAGUCUGCUCCGUCUGGGUCCAGGCCUGUUCGAGGUCGGAUCUGAACCUUUCUACCAUCUCUUCGAUGGCCAAGCCUUGAUGCACAAGUUUGAUUUCAGCAACGGUCAGGUCACUUACUUCCGCAGGUUCAUUAAAACAGACGCUUACGUUCGUGCCAUAACAGAGAAUCGUGUUGUAAUCACUGAAUUUGGAACAUGCGCUUAUCCGGACCCCUGCAAGAACAUCUUCUCCAGGUUUUUCUCUUACUUCAAGGGCGUUGAAGUAACAGAUAACUGUCUGGUGAACGUUUACCCCAUCGGAGAAGACUUCUACGCCGUCACAGAGACGAACUACAUCACUAAAGUAAACCCGGACACUUUAGAGACUCUGAAAAAGGUGGACAUGUGCAAAUACGUCAACAUAAACGGCAUAACGGCCCACCCGCACAUCGAGAGAGACGGCACGGUGUACAACAUCGGAAACUGCAUGGGGAAAGGAGCCUCGCUGGCUUACAACAUCGUCAAGAUCCCACCCAAGCAGAAAGAUAAGUCAGACCCGAUUGACAAAUCCAAGGUGGUGGUGCAGUUUCCCAGCGCUGAGAGGUUUAAACCAUCCUACGUGCACAGCUUCGGGAUGACGGAGAACUACUUUGUGUUUGUAGAGACGCCCAUCAAAAUCAACCUGCUGAAGUUCCUGAGUGCCUGGGCCAUUCGCGGAUCCAACUACAUGGACUGCUUUGAAUCCGACGAGCAGAAAGGAACAUGGAUUCACAUAGCCAGGAAGGAUCCAGGCGAGUACAUUGACUACAAAUUCAGGACUUCAGCGAUGGGACUCUUCCACCACAUCAACUGUUACGAAGACUCGGGGUUUAUUGUUUUCGACCUGUGCACCUGGAAAGGAUUUGAGUUUGUGUACAACUACCUGUGGCUGGCGAACCUGCGUCAGAACUGGGACGAGGUAAAGAAACACGCCAUGAUCGCCCCUCAGCCAGAAGUGCGCAGGUUUGUGGUCCCACUGGAUCCCUACAGGGAGGAACAGGGGAAGAAUCUGAUCUCUUUGCCGUACACAACAGCCACAGCGACGAUGCGUGAGGACGGAACCAUCUGGCUGGAGCCUGAGGUGCUUUUCUCCGGCCCUCGCCAAGCCUUUGAGUUUCCUCAGAUCAACUACAAAAUGAACAACGGGAGGAACUACACGUACGCCUACGCGCUCGGCCUGAACCACUUCAUCCCUGACAGGAUUUGUAAGUUGAACGUAAGGACUAAGGAGACGUGGGUGUGGCAGGAGCCGGACUCGUACCCGUCAGAGCCGCUGUUCGUACAGAACCCUGAAGGGGUCGAUGAGGACGACGGUGUGCUGCUGACCAUCGUGGUGUGUCCCGGAGCACAGAGACCGACGUACUGCCUGAUCCUGAACGCUAAGGACCUGUCGGAGAUCGCCCGGGCCGAGGUGGACGUCAUGUCUCCCGUCACCUUCCACGGCAUGUACAAGCCAUAAAAGUGUGUUCCAGAUCCUUCCACAUCAUCUCCACACACACACACACACACACACGUGUGUGAGACAUUUCAGAUCAGUGUUUUUAUCCCUUUACAUGAUUGGAUACUGAGACUAUGCCAAAAGUGUUGAAGUAUAAAUAUGGUGUAUGGUUAUAAAACAAUGAUGAUGUUUACAUAUUAAUAUUAAAUGUGCUAAUUUAUUUAUCUUCCCAUUAUUGGAAGAACUAAUAUUUUCUGUGAUUAGUACUGUUAGCACUCUUACGCUCAGGUCUUAGAAUGAACUGUUGGGAUUUACACCGUAUUAUAUGUAGUGUAUC
Pangasianodon hypophthalmus (striped catfish) is the source of this 2114-nucleotide messenger RNA. RefSeq names its product retinoid isomerohydrolase RPE65 a (gene rpe65a). Gene Ontology annotation, molecular function: all-trans-retinyl-ester hydrolase, 11-cis retinol forming activity; retinol isomerase activity; beta-carotene 15,15'-dioxygenase activity. Bases 203 to 1798 code for a protein of 531 amino acids. Lineage: Eukaryota; Metazoa; Chordata; Actinopteri; Siluriformes; Pangasiidae. Gene Ontology annotation, biological process: retinal metabolic process; zeaxanthin biosynthetic process. The transcript has 14 exons. The record is from RefSeq and is a predicted model, not a curated record.